UGACUGUCGAACAUCUGGGACACAAUUUUGCGCCACGUGAGGCACCAUGAUUGACAAGCAGAUCUAGCUAGAUCGACUCGUGGUGACUCAGCUUGGUGUCAGUUUCACUCUCAUCAGUCCUCAGCCAGCAGAUCAUUAUGGUCAAUGACCUUCCGCUGACAGGCCACCUUGAAGCAAAUCACAUCCCCGUCGAGCCUUUCUCGUCUUUGCCCAGACUUCGCAUUUCACCUCAUGGCCUACCCUAUAUUCAGCUCCCGGCGCCUUGCGAAGAGUAUUGUCUGACAAACUACCUGGCGACUCCUGAGGGUGUCCAGCAUGAUGCAGAAACUGAAGCUCAAAUACUGCGAGACACACCAGUCUCCAAGACCUUGGCUACAUUUUUGUCCGGCGGAACGGUCACAGUCGACAGUGUCAAGCAGAGCAUCGAAAAGUACCAGCAGGAGCGAAUAGGAUGGUGUAUGCCAGUCAUUCGACUGACUGCCGAGGCACAAGCGGAUCCUAUGCCAGCUCUGCUCGGCGUCACGUUGUUAAAGCGAGCGACCCACGCCGAAGGUGGAAAACAAUACCGUCAGAUCCGACAACGCGAAGACGAGGGCAAGAGCGAUCGCGAGGUAGGAUGGUCAAUCUCAUGCUGGCUACAUCCCGCACACCAGGGCAAGGGUAUCACCACUGCUGCUUAUCGAUACUGUAUCAAGGAGUGGUUUCUGCCUUAUAUCUAUACCUAUCCCGGACAAUUGAGGUCCGGUUUCCUCGCGGUCAAUACAGCGUCCGAAGCCUUCCAGAAAAAACUUGGAUUCAAAACUGUUGCCAAGUCGUAUUGGCUCGUGGAGACGAGGAUGAACAAUGGACUGGAAGUCGGAGACGAUAAAGAAAAAUGGAAGUCUGGAUGUGGAUUGUGGCAGGGAUUUAAUGGUGAAUACCCGAUCAGGAAAGAGGACAGCGAUUAUAGGCACUUUGACGACUGGGACUGAUCGAAGCAGCGGAAAGGGUUUCUUGUCAACUUGGACAAGGAGCUCUCAACCCGACACCUCCGUGACAAUCCUAGAGGAAUGCUCUGCACCUGUACGGUCGUGUCAAUAUUGGCCGGUUCUACCGAGUCUACAAUCCCAGACUGACAUAUCAAUAG
Kockovaella imperatae is the source of this 1126-nucleotide messenger RNA. RefSeq lists its product as hypothetical. NCBI's taxonomy places the organism in Eukaryota, Fungi, Basidiomycota, Tremellomycetes, Tremellales, Cuniculitremaceae. The transcript is spliced from 3 exons. The record is from RefSeq and is a predicted model, not a curated record. Gene Ontology annotation, molecular function: acyltransferase activity, transferring groups other than amino-acyl groups. The coding region runs from base 138 to 971 and encodes 277 amino acids.